GUAAAUUUAUAUUAUCUCUGUUGUUCUCAAAAUGUAUUUUUUGUAAUUGCUUAAAAUUUGUUGUUCAACAUUUAUAGGCAGUUAUCAUCAAUAUAAAAUUUUUUUUUCUUUUAUAUGAGUUCCUUGUUUUAUCUUUAUGGACAUCAUAGCUGUUCAGUAUAUUGUUCGGAGGGUCUGAACAUUUACCACUGCUUCUAAAUUGUGGUGAUAAUAAAGCAAUAAAAUCACAAAACCUCGCUUCUACAGAACUGCUUGAUCAGCUCUUGGCGAAACCUGGUGGUGCUUUUCUCUUUUCUUGGAGAAAUUAUUGAAUGAUUUUGAAUAAUGUCUCUCUAUGAUGGACUUGGAUUGGAUUCUAAAGAGAAGGUUCAGAGAGAUCCUAAAAAUGAUCUUGUUGGAUGGUCUUCUGGUAUUAAGUUAUUACAGUCUCAAUUGCAACUCAAGAAAGCAGCAUUGACCCAAGCAAAGAAAGAACAAAUGAAAAAAGGUGGGACCGUUCUGCCUCCAGUUGUUGAUUUAAAGUCCAGAAGAGAUGAUUCAGAAGAAAUACACUCACCCAUAUUGGGUCUUGGGCCAAAAGAAAGUAAAGGAAAUACAACUUUACUUGGAGGAGAGUGGGACAUCAGACAAGAAUAUGAACCACUUUGGCCCAACGACUACGAAAGAAUAAUGCGAGACAGAAGUGAAAGAGAUAGGAAGAGUAAUCGAGAACGAGAACGUGACAAUAGAGACAGAGAUCGAGAUAGGGAUCGUGAUAGAGAUAGAGAUCGAGACAGGGAAAGGGAUCGUGAUUAUGUUCGAGGAGAUUACGAGGAAAAGCCUAGAAGAAACGAUAGAUACAACAGAAGAGAUAGAUAUGAUCGAAAUCGAGAUUACGAUAGAAAUAAUAGGGAGCUGGAAAGACCACCACCUGAGGAAGAAUAUGAAGAUGAUCGUCCUCGCAGGGUUCCAAAUGCUGGUGCAGCAAUUGCACCGCCCCCCUCCUUAUUGGAAACAGCUGAAAAAAGGGAACCUGCGUCGAUACCUUCCAUCCCAUUUCAGUCUGGGAGUUCUGUGGCUGCUAGAAUUAUGGCUAAAUAUGGCUUUAAAGAAGGUCAAGGUUUAGGAAAAAAAGAACAGGGGAUGAGUCAAGCCUUACAAGUAGAGAAAACCAGUAAAAGAGGUGGAAAAAUCAUCCAUGAAAAAGAUAUUGCUAAAAUGUCAGAUGCUCAACCUCCAUCUCCACCAGAGUUCCAAGCCCCAGCCCCUCUUCCACCCCCCUCAAUUAAUUCUCCAGCUUCAGGCUCGCAAGUUGAUUCAAUAACUGAAAUAAUGAAAUGUCCAUCGAAAGUUGUUCUUUUAAGAAACAUGGUUGGUCCUGGAGAAGUGGAUGAAGAAUUAGAGCCAGAGACUAAAGAAGAAUGUGGUAAAUAUGGUGAAGUAAUUAAAUGUGUAAUCUUUGAAAUACCUGGUGGGAAUGUCCCCGAAGAAGAAUCCGUGAGAAUAUUUAUAGAAUUUAAGCGGUUGGAAUCUGCUAUUAAAGCUGUUGUUGAUUUGAAUGGACGUUAUUUUGGAGGCAGAGUUGUUAAAGCUGGUUUUUAUGAUGUAGAUAAAUUUCAACGACUAGAACUUGCUGAAUAAAAAUUUAUAAUUACUGCUGGACAUAUUCUUCUGUUUUUUUUUUCUUUCUAUGCAGAAUCAUAAUAUGUAAAAUAUUAAUCAUGUACAUGCCGAUUUAUCAUCUCUUUUUUUGCCAUUUUAAUAAAUAAUUUUAAAUAUGUACAA
Molecule: messenger RNA, 1764 nt
Organism: Parasteatoda tepidariorum (common house spider)
Lineage: Eukaryota; Metazoa; Arthropoda; Arachnida; Araneae; Theridiidae
Gene: Spf45
Product: splicing factor 45
Biological process (GO): mRNA cis splicing, via spliceosome; alternative mRNA splicing, via spliceosome
Cellular component (GO): precatalytic spliceosome
Molecular function (GO): RNA binding
Source: RefSeq, a predicted model, not a curated record